Molecule: messenger RNA, 459 nt
Organism: Cordyceps fumosorosea ARSEF 2679
Lineage: Eukaryota; Fungi; Ascomycota; Sordariomycetes; Hypocreales; Cordycipitaceae
Exons: 1
Coding region: 1-459 (152 amino acids)
Source: RefSeq, a predicted model, not a curated record
AUGCGUCGGGCGGCAGAUCUGGGAGACGGCGAUGACGAGAGCGGAGGACUCUAUUCACCUUCCAUCCCAGAAGCCACGGACGCUGCGGAAGAGUCUGUUGACGAGAUAGAAUUCGAAGAACCGAUUGACAACCGUGACGAAAACCUAAGCGUCAUCAAACGCAACUUUUUAGAUCGUCUUGCCGAGGUCUUGGCCAAGUUUAAGACGGCAAAGCGCGCUGCCAAAUCAGCCAACCGAAAUUGUGAUGCAAAGCACGUUACCAGCUUGAUGAUGGUGGAAGACCCGAGUAAAAAGACCGCCAGGAUCUUUUGUGCCAAGAACGAAGGUCUUGAUGAAGACGAUGAUUAUUUUUUACACAAAUUGGAGCAACUCUACCAGAACAUCGUCACAAAUGGCAAGCCGACCUUGUCUUUUUCUGUCAUCGAGCGUGGAAUCUUUGCCAUGACUUACCUCAGCUAA